AUGUUUCCCUUCGCUCUUGAAACCCCGGCUAUUGGCCUGUCUGCCUCGCUUGUUUUGGGACGACUUGCGUACCUCUUUUUCUUUCAUCCCUUAGCGAGAUUUCCGGGACCGUUGCUGUCAAAAGGGAGCGAUGGAUAUUGGUACUACGCUCUCCUCAGCGGCCGAGGUCCAUGGAUGAACCAUGACUGGCACAAGAAAUAUGGUCCCAUCGUCCGUACCGCCCCGAACCACCUAAGCUUCAAUGACCACCACGCUCAAAAGAUCGUCUACGGCUUCGGCACGGAAACCGUCCCCUCUAUGAAAAAGGACCCUCGAUUCUUCACACCAGAGGUCGAUCACUCCAUGAACAUCAUCAACGAAUGUGACAGGGAAGAGCACUCACGUAUGAGGCGGAUGCUUAGCUUUGCAUUCAGCAUGUCCAAUCUGAUGCGGAAUGAAGACGUCCUCAUACGCCGAACUGAUGACUUCUUGGACGCGAUUGGCGGCAUCGAGAGCGAGGAUGGGAAAAACGGAAUCAACAUUGUCCGAAAUUUCAACUAUGUGACCUUCAACAUUAUGGGUGAAAUGUCCUUUGGCGAUUCUUGGGAUUUGCGAUUGAAGGAGCAAGCAGAGCAUCGUUACCAUUGGGCUGACGUGAUUGUCAACUCCACCUACAUGAACGACGUCAUGCGCGCUGUUGUUUGUGUUCCUGGUUUAUUCUCUUUCCUCGAACGAUUUCCGCCCGCUCACAGCAAACAAACGCUCUACCGGCACGCUCAGUACGCAACAGAGCACACCGAAGCCCGCCUCAAACUUCAGACCGACCGCAAAAACUUCAUGUACCACAUCCUCAACGCCAAAGGCCUCGCUGCAACCCCAAAAGAAAUCGCUUCCCACUACAACGUCAUCAUGAUGGCCGGCGCCGUCACCACCGCUGUCCGGCGUUAUGUACUAUCUUGGCCAUAA
This is a messenger RNA of Letharia columbiana, 945 nucleotides long. RefSeq lists its product as uncharacterized. Lineage: Eukaryota; Fungi; Ascomycota; Lecanoromycetes; Lecanorales; Parmeliaceae. Gene Ontology annotation, molecular function: oxidoreductase activity, acting on paired donors, with incorporation or reduction of molecular oxygen; monooxygenase activity; heme binding. Bases 1 to 945 code for a protein of 314 amino acids. The record is from RefSeq and is a predicted model, not a curated record. The transcript has 6 exons.